Molecule: messenger RNA, 3624 nt
Organism: Diaporthe amygdali
Lineage: Eukaryota; Fungi; Ascomycota; Sordariomycetes; Diaporthales; Diaporthaceae
Exons: 9
Coding region: 1-3624 (1207 amino acids)
Biological process (GO): protein phosphorylation
Molecular function (GO): ATP binding; protein kinase activity
Source: RefSeq, a predicted model, not a curated record
AUGGCGCGCCGCGACAAGGACGAUAGCCUUGCGGCCCAAAUUGUGAGAGCUCGCGUCCUGAGUGAAUUCGACCAGACAGAACGGUAUUUCUAUCCUGACGGCGUGAUCGAUGAUCUUAUUCAUGGAAGAUCCAUCAUCAAGGCAUUAGGAGAGGCACAGACAGUGCCAGGCAAUAGUGACGGACUUUCCAUGGACCCACUGAUCGACUUCAUUAUGGCUAAAGCCAAAAAGGUUUUUGCAAUUGCCAUCAGGAUCGGAAUUCCCGCCCAAGAAUUGCGAGUCGCUAUGCAACUAUUGCGAAACGCGGGAAUUUCUGAUGAAAGUCUUCCGAUCGACCAGGGAUCUCUUCCAGAAGAGUGGGAUUUGCUCAGAACCAUUGAUUUCUGUACGCAACAGUGGUCAUUCAUAGCCCCUGUGUUCUCAAGAAGGAAGUUCACGUAUGAUCUCGAGCCGCAGGCAAUACUGCCGUUCAUUAAAAGGGUUUCGAAGUGCGAUCCUGGCGCAUCUGGCCGCGUGUGGCAAUUGCAAAUAGACAAGUCUCACCUUGUCGACGAGGAUGAUGCGAAAUUUCGCUGCCCUGGAACUGUUGCGGUCAAGGAAAUUCAGCCAAACGAAGAAGACCGCAAGCAUAUUGUCGACAUGUGGGGACAAGAGGCCAGAGCACUUCAGAAAAUGAACCUGCUCCACCAGCCACAUAUCGUCAAAUUUCACACGUCCUUCCGUCGAGGUGAUCCAGGAAGGCAAGAUCAUUAUCUGAUGUUCGAGUGGGCCGAUGGAGGGAACCUGAGAGACCUGUGGAGAACCUUUGAUCGACCAGCCCUGAGCAGAGAGUUGGUCAAGGCGACAGUGCGUCAAAUCCUAGGCCUUGCCAAGGCAAUUGACAAGGCCCACUAUCCUGAGACCGGUCCCAACUUCCGUCAUGGUGACCUCAAGCCUGAGAACAUACUCUGGUUCACCGGUAAGGAAAUGGGAACACUGAAGAUUGGUGACUGGGGGACCGCGAAACAGCACUUCCAUGUGACUGAAAUGCGAAAUACCAGAACUAAGACAGCUUGGGGCACGCGAACCUAUGAACCUCCAGAGGAAGUAUGUGACCAGAGCACCAAUCUACGCAUUCCAGGCCAAUACGGCUCGAAGAGAUCCCGACUGUACGACAUGUGGGCAUUCGGCUGCAUCACCUUGGAGUUUCUCAUUUGGCUUAUGUACGGACGCGAAGAGCUCAAACGAUUCAACCAGGGCAUCAUAAUCGACGACGCAAACAAUACGCGGUUUUAUCUGACCAAGCUGGACGACAAUGGCAACCCAAAAGCUAGAGUUCACGAUGUUGCUGCUAAAUGGAUGGAACACAUGGCCAAUGACCCAAUCUGCAAGAGUGGAAGUACUGCUCUAGGAAGUCUUCUAGAGAUCGUACAGAACCGACUCCUCGUGGUCAAGUUACCAGAGCGCCUGGGGACGACAAUGAGGCCUUCGGAAAACAUCAUGCCGGAGGACAACGACACGAUGAAUAUCGACAGCCCAAACUCCGAAUUACCAGCAUCUGACCCAGAUGUAAACACAUCAAUCCCGGCCAUCACGUUUGACGAAGCAGAGUCACCAGCAAACGCAGCCGACGUGGCUGGGAACGUGCGCGUGCCUACGAACUCCUCCAUUUAUUGGAGGAAGUUGAAGUCCGCAGUUGUGCAAGGUUUAUCUGCUGGUAAUACAGAACGAACUGUACGCUAUCCUACUGCUUUAUCCGAUGAAAUGCUGGCACUAAUCGCAGAGUCGAUCAUGAUUUCAGGAUUCUUCAGCCCGUCAACCCAUUUCCAUGAAUUAGUCGCUGACGAGGCAAUACUUGGUCCUCAAGGGGGUAUGUUUCUUUCCUUCUACGACCCUCUUAUGUUACAUGAUUACGGAACUAAUUCUUGGAACAAAAUCAGCAUGACGUACCAGCUGAAAUCCAACUCCAAAGCCAAGUCAUGUGACCUUUGUCGGCUCAUUUGGAAAGCGUGCUCCAAAAGCGGCGCGACUAGAGACUCGACAGUCACAGUCACAAGGAAGCAUUCAUCGAUCCGGAUCAAUGACGAAGGGCGUCCAGCAUUGUCCAUCUAUCGCAGCCUUGACGCCAACAGUGAGAUUCACUUUGAUAUCAUCAGGCAGUGGCUGGAGCAUUGUGACCGAAGCCAUCAGGACUGUUGCCCGGCUACAUCGCUGUCGGCUGAAAACAGUCUUGCUAGCUCGGCCAGCCUGACUCAUCUCCGAAACUUGCCAAAACGGGUGAUUGACGUGGGUAAACCUGGCGGUGCCAAGGUUUAUCUUCGUGAAACGAGCCCUAAAGACAACGGCGAAUGGAUCGCCCUGUCUCAUCAAUGGGGGAAUGGUCAACUGUUUCGCACUCUCCCGGAGAAUCGAAAGAGUUACAUCGAUGAUGGUAUAGCCUUCGCCGAGCUUCCCAAGACAUUCAGAGAUGCCGUUGAAGUCACUCGCGCUCUCAAUCGUCCAUUCCUCUGGAUUGAUUCCAUCUGUAUCGUUCAGGGACCUAAGGGCGAUUUCAAGGAGGAGGCGAAACGCAUGGAAGAUGUAUACAGUGGAGCAUAUUGUGUGUUGGCGGCAGCACGAUCCCCAGGUCAUUACGCCGGCUUCUUGCAGACUCGCAAGCAAAGACCCACGGUCACAUUGCAACAAGACAAGGGAUCCGCGGCAUUCUAUAUCUGCGAGGCUAUCGAUGAUUUCAGUGAGCAUGUUCUAGAAAGCUCGUUGAACAAAAGAGGUUGGGUUCUCCAGGAGCAUGCGUUGGCUCGCCGAACGGUGUAUUUCACCGAGCAUCAAACAUACUUCGAAUGCGGAGAUGGUAUACGAUGUGAGACGAUGACGAAGAUGCAAAAUGAACUUGCCACUUUCAUGGGCGACCCGAACUUCCCCCGAAUCAUCAUGAGAGCGGGACAAGGAGAGAAAAUCCUCCGAUAUCAAGACCUAUACAAAAGAUACUCUAGUCUGGGUCUUUCCGACUCUUCUGAUCGACCAAUGGCUAUAGACAGCCUGCAGGCCCGAGUCUUGAAUGUACUUGGGGCCAGGGGCGGAUUUGGUGUUCUUGAUGAGGAGCACCAAGAUAGCGAAGGUCACAUCCGAGGUCGCGGGCUCCUGCGACGUAGUCUGCUUUGGCGGCGAGCUGACAAAACUCCCGAUAUGUCUCCAAUUACAUUCCUCCCACAUCACGGCAUCACACACGUGCCUUCUUGGUCAUGGAUGAAGUACACUGGCAGCAUUGAUUACAUCAGCCCACCCUUUGGAGGGGUGUAUUGGGAACCUUUGGAAUCUCCUUGGUCCUCGGGGGAGGAGGUCCGGGAUGCUUUGGUAGCUGAAGCUCGCGAUUACGACGUAUCGACCGCCAUCGAGGAUGGAGACGGAGAGAUCAUUUUCGAUCGGACUAGCAAAAAACCGCCUCCAUCAACCAAGUGCAUUGUCUUAGGUCGGAAGAUGGGAACGGUGAACAUGAAAGACAGCCGCAGAACACACUAUCUCUUGGUGAUUGAACCAACAAAGGAUCGGGACCAAGACGGGCGUCAGAUAUACCAACGCGUCGGAGUUGGGUAUCUGCCUGGGAAGUGUAUCAAAUCCAAGGUGGUUCCUGUUAGUGUCCGUUAG